Messenger RNA from Rasamsonia emersonii CBS 393.64, 2910 nucleotides. RefSeq names its product AAA family ATPase. The record is from RefSeq and is a predicted model, not a curated record. Bases 1 to 2910 code for a protein of 969 amino acids. Gene Ontology annotation, molecular function: ATP binding; ATP hydrolysis activity. The transcript is spliced from 4 exons. Lineage: Eukaryota; Fungi; Ascomycota; Eurotiomycetes; Eurotiales; Trichocomaceae.
AUGCCUGUUGAGCCAGACGCCAGCGGCACCCAGCAAGCCUCUGCUCAGCCCGACCGCUAUCCUGGCCCAGAGUCUCCUACCCCAGGCUUCAUGCCGCCUGAAGCUCCACAGCGGCCCACCGACCAGCUCCAGCACGACCUAGAAUCCGAAGCUAUUCGCGCCAACAUGUCGGAGCCCGCAGCCCAGCAGUCGUCAACGACCCCGUCGACUGCGGCUGCUGCAGCAUCCCCAUCAGCCAAGGAAGAAGUAGGGCUCCCACCAGAAGAGACAGUGCCAAAAUCAGAAAGCAAGACGGGAGCUGCUGUGCCUGAGAAUGCCACCAAAAAGCCCCAUUGCAAGAAGCCCGUCAGUAAGCAUGCUACCGCCAAGAACAAGGCUGCGACUCGCCCAAGCACAGCAGGAAACACAAGACCAAAACCAAAGUCAUCAAAUCUAAAAAGAAGAAUAAGAAGAAAAAUACGCGCGCACAAGGAGGACGACUAUUCCGAUACCGAGUCCUACGAGAGUAGUGAUGAUGAGUCCUCUUCUCUAGACGAAAAGGCUCGUAAGAAAGCUGCUAAGAAGCGCAAGGCCAAGAAGAAGGCCGCCAAGAAGCUUCGUUCCAAGGAGUACUCGUCCGACGACUCAGAGGAGGACGAAGAGGAAGAAGAAGAUGCAGCGUCGGAGGAGAGGGCGAUUCUGCGGGCCAAAAGGCUGGCCUCCCGUUUGCGCGAGAGACGCGCUCGUCUACAUGCCAGGGGGAAAGGAUCGAGCUUGAAACGAAUUUCGUCAGACAGCCAGAGUGAUGGGCUCAAGGUUAGCGGUCAUAAGAACAAGAGCAAGAAGAAGAGGGCUUCCAAGGUUGCAUUCAAGCGGGUUGAUGAGCAAACCAGGGAUGACCCCGGUGCGAACGAGUUUGACCAGUACAUCUUUACAGUGCGUCGCAAGUUUGACUGGGAGAAUAAGUACCAGGAAACGGUCGUGGACAUCAAGAGCAAGCCCCUGCGGGAUGCGCUGGCCAAGGUCAUGGACGGGGUCAAGGGCGUGAGCUUGGUGCAGGAAACGCCGGUCGUCGACCCGAACAUGCUCUUUCUGUACCUGGAAGAGACCCGGGCGUACAUGAAAGAGCUGAAGAAGCUCGCCAGCACGGAGAAAAAGAAGCGGGCCAGGAAGCUGGCAGCGACCAAAGCGGCGCAUCUCAAGGUCCUCGUCAAGUACCUGGACACCGACUACGCGGAGACCAAAAAGACCCUCUACCCGCUGCUCGAGUCCAACAUGAUUACCUUUGACCUUCUCUGGGCGCUGUUCAAGCCCAACACGAUUGCCUACACGUCCACCUACGGCAAUGCAGAUGAGCCCCGCGCCUUCAAGAUCGAGUACGUCAGCAAGGAGUCGUCCUUCAUGAAGGGCCAGUGGUAUGUUAUUGAGGGCCGGUACCUGGAAUACGACGGCAAAUCGUUCGGCAUGGGCACCAUGGCGGCAGAGGUCGAGUCCUUCAAGGGGGCUCGCAAAAUCACCAGUCUGGCCUGCUACCCUCUGAAAUACCACCGGGAGGCGGACGAACUCAGAGCCAAGCUCAUCGAGCGAGGCAAGAAGUUCGUUGCUCUCCGGGGCAUGAACUAUCGCUUCCACAAGGGCAUGGCCUUCUUCAAGAAGAAGCGGUCCAUCAUCAAGGUCAACAUCAACGGACGAGUCAUGAUCGACCCGGCCCUGCACCGUCGCAUCAACCCCAACUACCCCAUCAGCACGGUCCGGCCGAAGGAUCCCGACAUCCUCAACUCAUCGUCUGACGAGGACGACAGUGAUGUCGGAGGCUGCUGCGGUGGAGGAUCCGAUUCGGGCACGGACCGGGGGAACCUGAGCCAUGGUGAAUCGGAGCGGACCAGGCCGAGAUACAAGGUCGUCCGUGACAAGAAGGGCAAGGCGCAUGUGGUCGAGAUUGAGGUGGACGACAACGGCAACGAGAUCCAGAAAGAAGACAUUGACAAGAUCGACAGCGACGCCAAGGACGAUGUCUCGGAGCCCGAGUUCAGCGAGGAGGAGCUUCUCAUCGCCAGCCCCGUCGUGCUGGGGUUUGCCUUCAGCGAGAAACUUUGGCUGGAGUUCACCGUAUCCGGCAUCACCGAGAUCGAGUGGAACGAGGGCGCCUUCGACUCGCUCGUGCUGCCGGACAAUCAGAAAUCGAUCGUCCGGGCUCUGGUGGAAUCGCACACGUUCCACGCGGCGCAGAACAUCGACGAUGUCAUCCAGGGCAAGGGCAAGGGUCUGGUUGCGGUGCUGCACGGGCCGCCGGGGACGGGGAAGACGCUGACGGCGGAGGGCAUCGCGGAGCUCCUCAAGCGGCCGCUGUACAUGGUGAGCGCGGGCGAGCUGGGGACCGACUCGCGGACGCUGGAAGGCGAGCUCAACAAGAUCCUCGACAUUGCGCACUCGUGGGGCGCGGUCCUGUUGCUCGACGAGGCGGACGUCUUCCUGGAGAAGCGCACGAUCCAGGACAUCCACCGCAACGCGCUCGUCAGCAUCUUCCUGCGGCUGCUCGAGUACUUCCAGGGGAUAUUGUUCCUGACGACGAACCGGGUGGAGACGUUCGACGACGCGUUCCAGUCGCGCAUCCACAUCGCAUUGCGCUAUGGCGAUCUCACGACCAAAGCCAAGCGGAGCGUGUGGAAGAUGUUUCUGGACAAAGUGCGCUCCAUCGAUGGCGUCGAGACUGCGACAUUUACCGACAAGGAUUUGGAUGCGUUGGCACGGCAUAAUCUGAACGGACGGCAGAUCAAAAACUCCGUCCGCACCGCCCAAGCACUCGCCGUCAACGAAAAAACCGCCCUGUCAAUGUCCCACAUCAAGCGCGUCCUGGAAGUCGCCGAGACGUUCGAUCACGAUCUGCGGGGAGGAACGGGAUACAUGGAUGCGAUGAGGAGUUACACGUAG